Mustela erminea (ermine) is the source of this 1244-nucleotide messenger RNA. It is a transcript of the gene ARHGDIG, whose product is annotated as Rho GDP dissociation inhibitor gamma. Gene Ontology annotation, molecular function: protein binding; Rho GDP-dissociation inhibitor activity. The coding region runs from base 402 to 1079 and encodes 225 amino acids. The record is from RefSeq and is a predicted model, not a curated record. The transcript is spliced from 6 exons. Lineage: Eukaryota; Metazoa; Chordata; Mammalia; Carnivora; Mustelidae. Gene Ontology annotation, cellular component: cytosol; membrane; cytoplasm. Gene Ontology annotation, biological process: Rho protein signal transduction.
UCCACUGGGCGCCCCCGGCCCCACCCGCCCCUCCCAGAGGGCUUCCCCGAGAAUCCCCCAGACUCUCACGGGCGCUGUGGGGGUGGGGCCUCUCUGAUGGACAGAGCGGGGUGCGGACUGGGCGGGCGGCUGGGACCUUGACCGCGGCGGCCGUGCGGGCUUCUGCGGCGCCCGCGGCGGGGACAACCAGGUGCCGGCGCCGUGCGGGCGACACGCGCGUCUCUGCGGGGCUGCGCGGGGUCCGCGGAGCGGCUGGGGGCGCGCGGCGCGGGCGCGGCGCUGGGCGCGGGGGGCGCUCCCGGCCGGGAUGAGCUCACCGCAGUCGCGCCGGGGCUGAGCGCCGAGCCGGGCGGCGGCGGGGCGGGCGGCGGCUCCUCGGCGGCUCCGGGCCGCGGGCCACCAUGCUGGGCCUGGACGCAUGUGAGCUGGGGGCGCAGCUGCUGGAGCUGCUCCGGCUGGCGCUGUGCGCCCGAGUCCUCCUGACCGACAAGGAGGGGAGACAGCUGCCCCCUGACGAGGCCCUGGACGAGGCUGUGCCCGAGUACCGGGCCCCAGGGAGGAAGAGCCUGCGAGAGAUCCAGCAGCUGGACCUGGAGGAUGAGAGCCUGGCUAAGUACAAGCAGGCACUGCUGGGGCCCCUGCCACCGGUUGUGGACCUGAGCCUGCCCAACGUGCAGGUGACCAGGCUGACGCUGAUGUCGGAGCAGGCUCCGGGGCCCAUCACCAUGGACCUCACAGGGGAGCUGGCCGUGCUGAGAAACCAGGUGUUUGUCCUGAAGGAGGGUGUUGAUUACAGAGUGAAGAUUACCUUCAAGGUCAAUAAGGAGAUCGUCAGUGGCCUCAAGUGUCUGCACCACACCUACAGGCAGGGCCUGCGCGUGGACAAGGCCGUGCACAUGGUGGGCAGUUACGGCCCGCGUGCCCAGGAGUAUGAGUUUGUGACCCCGCUGGAGGAGGUGCCCCGAGGAGCACUGGUGCGGGGUGCUUACGUGGUCACGUCCUUCUUCACCGACGACGACAGGACGGACCACCUGUCCUGGGAGUGGGGCCUCCACAUCUGCCAAGACUGGAAGAGCUGAGCGCCCCCACCCUGGGGACCAUCCUCCCACCUGGAGUCCUGCUUUCCCUGCCCCUCCGUCAGUGAUCACACCCCCUCCCACACCCCCUGCUCCAUCCUGGGACGCCCCCUCCCUGGGCUGGCACUGUGCCCUGAACAGUCCUAUUAAAGUCGCCUUGUCUCAGUG